This is a messenger RNA of Acaulospora colombiana, 516 nucleotides long. The record is from the annotation of a GenBank genome assembly. Lineage: Eukaryota; Fungi; Glomeromycota; Glomeromycetes; Diversisporales; Acaulosporaceae.
AUGGCCAGAGAUCUACCUGCAGGAUGGGAGGAGAGGUACGAUCCUCGAAUUGAGCGUCUCGGUCUACCUCCUCCUUACCAACCGGAACCUUCACAAAGUCAACAGUCAGCAUAUGUACCGGACUCCAACUAUGGUCGCGGACCACAAUAUACUCUUCCCCAGCAAAUGGGCUUUGGUCCGACGCAACCUUAUCAACAAACUUCAUACUAUCCUUCCGGUCCACCCCCUCCAAAUUAUGGUGUUCCUCCACCAAACUAUCAGUACCCACCACAAUCGCAAAUGCCAUAUGAAAGUGGCCAGGCGUCUUUUGCAUCACCACAAGAUUCCGGAAAAAAGAAUAAAUUAAAACAAGGAUUGGCCGUGGCGGGGGCUGCAGGUGCAGGGCUAAUAGGCGGAUUUUUUGCCGGUGAGGCGGUGGAAUCAGCAAAAGAACGAUUUGAAGAUUUGCGUGAAUCGGUCCAGGAAUUGGAAUGUGAAAAAGAAUGCGAUUAUGACUCUUAUGACUUUGAUGAUUAG